AUGUCUCAAGAAUCUACUUCAACUCAAUCUUCUUUAGAAUCUUUGUACCAAGUUUUCUCGCAUCAACAAUCUACUUUACAACAAUCUAUUUCUCAACAAUCUACUUCUCAACAAUCUACUUCUCAACAAUCUACUUCUCAACAAUCUACUUCUCAACAAUCUACUUCUCAACAAUCUACUUCUCAACAAUAUAUUUCUCAACAAUCCACUUCUCAGCAAUUUACUUUUCAACAAUCUACUCCUCAACAAUUUA
Messenger RNA from Racocetra fulgida, 253 nucleotides. NCBI's taxonomy places the organism in Eukaryota, Fungi, Glomeromycota, Glomeromycetes, Diversisporales, Gigasporaceae. The record is from the annotation of a GenBank genome assembly.